Molecule: messenger RNA, 1313 nt
Organism: Lactuca sativa (garden lettuce)
Lineage: Eukaryota; Viridiplantae; Streptophyta; Magnoliopsida; Asterales; Asteraceae
Biological process (GO): ubiquitin-dependent protein catabolic process
Cellular component (GO): nucleus
Molecular function (GO): ubiquitin protein ligase activity
Source: RefSeq, a predicted model, not a curated record
AACGUCCGAUUUCCGAACCGAAUCUUGCAAACUUUAGUAGAAAAAACAUUCAUCAUUUCUCUAUCUGGUCCGGAAUCCGGAUAUACUCAUCCGAUCGUGAACUAUGCCGGCCUUAACGAUUAGGAUGAUCACGUGGCUCACCUUGAAACGCUAAAUCCCCAAUUUUGUCUGCUCUCAUUCGGCCAUUUCUAUGCUUCUCUCAAUCCUCGCCCAAUCAGUCUGAUAGCAACUUUCCUCUUCCCCUCAAACUUCCUUCUUUCGGCUUUUCGUUUCUUGUACCCACUAUUUAAUACAAAUAUCUCUUCCACUUGCUUCUAUAUUUCGUCUCUGUAUCCAAUUAUUCCAACGAAUAAUGGAAAUUAUGAUGAUUCGAGUCAAACAAAAUUGAUUUUCAAUUAGUGGGUCUCACUUUUUGUCGGCCAGUAAGACCAUAUACCCACCAUUAUAAAGACUCCAUAGGAUGAGCUUUAAAUGAAACUUGGAUUUCAUCGAAGGGUUUCUGAUUUGGUCUAAAUGAAAUUCCAGAUAUCAAAUAAGGAUAGUUUAAGGAGAUUCGGUUAGAGGUUUCUCUGGGGCAUUUCGUCGAAUGGCUGGUAAGAUACCUGGACUCGAAGUCGCUCGUCGGAGGAGGUUCCAUGGGUGGUCUGAUUCUUCGUUUACUAUCAAUUCUGCUCUUGGGUAUACGCGAAGUAGAGUUUCUUACCAUACCCAUCUCACCUCCACUCCUUGCUCGCAUAGAAGCUCAGAUGAAGAUGGGAAGCUAGGAUGUGUAGCAAGAAAAGCCAAACAAAGACUUGAUGGGAAGCUCAGAGGCCACUGGAAAUCUGAAAUAAGCAGCCAAGAAAAGUCAGAAAUUGAGACAAAGCCAAGUAAUUGUAUGGAGGUGGGAGAUAUGCAAAUGGAGAUUUUUGGUUUGAAAAAGAAUGGAUCAAAGAGGUUUAGUUGGGGUAUCUUAGGGUUGAAUUGGAAGUCUUCGGAUCAAAAUGAGUGUGCGGUUUGUUUGGAAAAAUUCAAGUUCAAUGAGAAGUUAACUCGUAUGCCUUGUGCACAUAGGUUUCAUUCCAUGUGUUUGUUACCUUGGUUGAAGAGCAAUGCACAUUGCCCUUGUUGUAGAACAAGUGUUUUGGGUUCGAAUUGAUUUAUUUAGUUGUUUGUAGUUUAUAAUCUAGUUUUUGUAGUAUUAAUCUUGUAACGUUCGUGAGUAAAAUGUAUGUCAUGUUAAUAUUUGCUAUAAAAAGAAUGUGUAAUCUAGAAAAAUUACUUUGGGGCGGUUUUAUAUAAUAUAGUAUAACAAAACGAUAUUUUAUUGUCUA